CAGUUUUAGCCAUUUAACCCAUUAUAAUUCUGUUUCUAAGAAAAGGGAUUUACAUUUUUAAGAGGGCUAUUUACUAUUGAGCAAAAGAAUUAAAACAAAAAACGUUUUUUUUUUUAUAACAGUGGUUAAUAUUCAGGUUAGAUAUAAUAUAAUAUGAUUUUGCUGACCUCCAUGGUCCCCCAGUUCAGCUGGGCUCCAAAGCUCUCCCAUGAAAUUGGACUCAGCUUUACAAAAAGUACAGUUAAUCAGUUAAUUCAGGGUUUAUAAAGAGGAGGUUUCCAUAUGGCCAGGUAGGUUUGGUAGGCGUUUCCCCUAAAUAAAUGAAGUCAUCAUUUUAAAGUGCAUUUUGAAUUUACUUGGGCCUUCUUCAUCUAAUAUUGACAAAGUUUCUCUUGUUAAAGUUCAUCGCCUCUUGGGUUCGCUCCACUGUCAUUAAAUCUUUCCUGUUUCUCCAGGGACUCUUGACUCCCUGCGCCCUCUGGUGGAGAAUGGAGAAAGUGACGAAUCCGACUCUGUAGCCCUCUCGUUCUCCUCAUGCUCAUCACCCCAACCAUCACAAUCACGCUCAUCUUCAUCCUUCUCACGCCCAUCGCUUUCUCGCCAAAUGGCCGAGCGUCUGCCUUCAUUUCAAGGGAAAGACCUAACAGAUGCUCGCUGUGCUCUCGCCAAAGUCUUGACGUCGUCUAUCAGCAAAGGGGCGCUUGUGAAACGUUUGAGGAGUUCUGCCACUUUACCAAAAUUACACAGUAGCUCCUCCUUUAUUUCAAUGCCAUACAGGCGAUCAGAGAAUGGCGUCAUCGAUGUAGAGCUUGAUCCCGUUCAUACACCCAGCCUUCCUACUGAGCAGGAGUGGGAGGAUCCCGUACAGAGAAGGGUUCUGACUACUUUUAAAGUGGUUCCAUCUAAGACAUAUCAUUCAACAGAUGGAGAAAUCACUCUGGAAGUACCAGAGCAGAUACGAGUAGAAGAAACGCCAAAGGAUGAAGCUUCCACCGAGGUUGAUAAGGCUCAAACUGAGACAGAGGAAGAUCCAUGUUCACUGCAUGAAUCGAGAACUGAAUCGCCUCUGUUGGGCUCGGAUAAUUCUCCACAAGAGGCAUUGAGUUCUCCUCCGGAUCUGCCUGGUUUAGACAAAAAUCAGGAUUGUCAAAGCUCAUCUUCAUCUGAUGUUGGAGACACAGUUGAGAGAGAUGAAGACGAUGAACUUGAAGUGCAAGCCGAAGAAGAAGAACUUUCAAAUGACUCUGAGAUCAACCUCAAAAAUGAGGAUGAACAUGUUCAAAGCCCCAGUUUAGAGCCUGUAGAGAUGGAUGGAGAUGAUUGGAGUUUGUAUGUUAAAGAUGAAGAUGUUAAGGAGGAAGAUGAGGACUGUUUCCCUCCCCCUCCUCCUCCUGUUUUCUUUGAUGAAGACGAAGUAAUAGAGGAGAAAGAAGAUGCUCCUAACUCCUCUGUACAAUCAAGUCCAGCCUCCAACGGGCAAAUACAAACACCCACCGGGGAGUUUCUAAAUGUGCCCUCUACAUCCUGGCCUUACAAGUCUUCAGCUGCACAGGACAGUAUCGCUGUAGCCCCGUCCAGGUUUGCACAGGCGGUGGCGUCGGCGGUGCAGAGGUCCCGCAGGAAAAGUUCAAGCUCUCAGGCUCCCAGCGGUCCACACAGCACACUUCCAACAUCACCCAGGUCUAUAUACCAGUAUGGUGCCUGAGCGGCUUCCUCACACGGCUCUGAACAGAAGUUUGUGUUUGUCAGAGUCCAUCAAGGACACCAGGCUGUCUAUCAGUGACCUCCACACUGAUUUAAAAAAGGGAAAGCAGGUUAAUUCCUAAAAGGAGCUGCUUCAGAUUUAACAUGAAGGAACUAAUUUUAUUUUUUCUAUCUUCUUACGAUGUGUUCUGUCUCUUUUCUGUUUGAUUUUCUGCUCACGAGUUGAACAUAAACAUUUUCUGUUUGUCAAAGACGCCAAAUGCACAGGACAUGAAUUGUUGAACUGACAACGUCCUGUUUUCUCUUUACUUCCUUUUGACUUUUCAUUUAAGACGUGCCAAGGCGGACAUCAUGCUGACGUGAGAGCCGCUUUUUGUGUUAUUUGUGUGAACUGAAAGAACUGGAAAAAUAAGUCUUAUUCUAUAUUUGUGCCAGGAUUUAUUUCCCCUCUGGGAGUAUUUUUUUUUUAAGCUUUAAGACGUGCAGAUUGAAGUAAAUCUCACAAACUAAGUUUUGCUUUUGUUUGCUUUUCAGCCACCAGGUGGCAGUAGAGUAUUGUUUCUAAAUGAAGACCCUUGUAAAACCAUUUAUGAGCUCUUUUUCUUCAUGUAAAGUAGUUUGAUUGAUCACAAAUGUCACAUUUUGUACUACUUUAAAAGAAAAUACCUGUAAAUUAUAUUUUCUAAUUAUUCUACAGCCAUAAAUGAAGUAAAGUGAAAAAUCAGUUUAAUUUAUUUGUUUUAAAUAAAUUCAGGAAGGCCACCCUAAGUCUGAAAAUCCAAGUCCUAGAAACUACAUGGUGAUAUUUAAUGUAGACGUGAGAAUUCCCUGAAUUUGUAGCAGCAGAAUAAAUAAAAAACAUCCUCAUCGGAAGCAUCAGUUUUAUGCCAAGCAUCUCAACACCUUCCUGAAUAAACUCAGUCCACUUUGCUCACAUGCACACACUGUUAUGUCUUUAACGGACCCAUACCUCAGGGCAAUACUGCAUAGCUAUACUUGGGUGCCAAAAGAAUCCGCACUACUAUACGUAUUGAUCCAGCCCUGGCCUUGGAGGAACAGCAAGGAGCUAGAGACCUAGCCAGAACCGCCUGUGGCUAAAGCUCCACGUUUGCCAGGCCUGGACUGAGUGGGCUCGCUUUAAGACUUUCUUUCUCUCUCUCUUUCUCUCACUCUACCUGAGGAGAGAUAGGAGAGAGAGAGAGAGAGAGAGAGGGGAGGACGGGUUGCUGGUGGAUGAUGGGAGGUGACCGUUGACCCUGUCGUGUUUCCGCGGCGCUCCCCCCAGAGGGGGCGCCCGGCCCUCAAGGGCACAGCCGUGUCACACUGCCGUUGUCAUGGAGAAUGCCAUUACCGCCCCUAAGGGAGAGCCACGUCUAACGUUAAAAAAAAAAAAAACGUCUGUGGAAAAGGAAACAUGCAGGAGAGGAGCUCUUUUCCUGCCCAAAGCAAUGAUAUCCAAUGUUAGUGACAACUCUGGCAUUAUCCUUUUUUAGCGAUGAAAGGUUGAAUUUCAACCUGAGCGGCCAUGUUCGUCAUUAUACAGACAAAAGAACCGCCGGUCCGUAAUACGCCAUAGCAUGAAAUGCUAGUCUGUCAUGUACAUUUAGAAUCCAGAUGCUUUCAGCACACAUGAACCUUUGAACAAAAAUCUCCACGCAGAGGUUCAGUUGUCUCAGGAGAUGAGGCGAACAAACACUUCAGUCACAUGAGCACAUCACGGUUUAAACAAACUAAUGAGGAGGCCUCGGUUUGAAUGUAGGAUCAGCUGAACAAACGCGCACCGUUUAGCCACGGCUAUUUUUAUGCCAUGUAAAUAUGUCAGACAAAGAGGUCUGUAUUUGUUUUCUAUAUUUUUCUCCAUCCAUAGGAACAUGAUAUCCAUGCAACAUGAUGAGUACAGUAUUCUGUAGCACGCCUAACCCCUGAGAGAAUGUAAAUAAGAAGAAAAAGAGCUCAUGCAUUAAGGCUGUCAGUGGUAAUGCAUUAACUGUGAUGCAUUUAACAUUUUUGUAUUUUAACCUCAUGUGUUAUUGCAGAGU
Cheilinus undulatus (humphead wrasse) is the source of this 3743-nucleotide messenger RNA. Its product is annotated as thioredoxin domain-containing protein 2-like. The transcript has 2 exons. The record is from RefSeq and is a predicted model, not a curated record. The coding region runs from base 605 to 1705 and encodes 366 amino acids. Lineage: Eukaryota; Metazoa; Chordata; Actinopteri; Labriformes; Labridae.